Messenger RNA from Gekko japonicus, 1479 nucleotides. RefSeq names its product glycine receptor alpha 4 (gene GLRA4). Bases 1 to 1479 code for a protein of 492 amino acids. The transcript is spliced from 9 exons. Gene Ontology annotation, molecular function: chloride channel activity; transmembrane signaling receptor activity; glycine binding. Lineage: Eukaryota; Metazoa; Chordata; Lepidosauria; Squamata; Gekkonidae. The record is from RefSeq and is a predicted model, not a curated record. Gene Ontology annotation, biological process: chloride transmembrane transport; chemical synaptic transmission; regulation of membrane potential. Gene Ontology annotation, cellular component: plasma membrane; neuron projection; synapse.
AUGCGUGUUCAGAGGAAGGAGGGGGUGUCUACCAAUCGAUGUCUCUUUUCACUCCUCAGACUGGGAUCAGGAAAAGGAGACAUCAAGUCUGCCCCACGGAGCAUCCCCCAGCCGAUGUCUCCCUCUGAUUUCCUGGACAAACUUAUGGGCCGAACAUCAGGGUAUGAUGCUCGCAUCAGACCAAAUUUCAAAGGCCCGCCUGUCAACGUGACAUGCAACAUCUUCAUCAACAGUUUUGGUUCGGUCACAGAAACCACUAUGGACUACCGUGUCAACGUCUUCCUACGGCAGCAGUGGAAUGACCCACGCCUGAGUUACCGGGAGUACCCUGAUGAUUCACUGGACCUUGACCCUUCCAUGCUUGACUCCAUCUGGAAGCCAGAUUUGUUCUUUGCCAAUGAGAAGGGAGCCAACUUCCAUGAGGUCACUACAGACAACAAACUUCUGCGCAUUUUCAAGAAUGGGAAUGUGCUGUACAGCAUCAGGUUGACACUGAUCCUCUCUUGUCCCAUGGAUCUCAAGAAUUUCCCUAUGGACAUCCAGACGUGCACCAUGCAACUGGAAAGCUUUGGCUACACCAUGAACGACUUGAUAUUUGAGUGGGUGAAGGAGCAGGAAGCUGUCCAGGUGGCUGAGGGCUUGACACUCCCUCAGUUUAUUCUACGGGAUGAGAAAGAUCUGGGCUAUUGCACGAAAUCUUACAACACAGGGAAGUUCACCUGCAUUGAGGUGAAGUUCCAUCUGGAAAGACAGAUGGGCUACUAUCUGAUCCAGAUGUACAUUCCCAGCCUGCUGAUUGUCAUUCUCUCCUGGGUCUCUUUUUGGAUUAACAUGGAUGCUGCGCCAGCCCGCGUGGGGCUCGGCAUUACCACAGUGCUAACAAUGACCACCCAGAGCGCCGGUUCUCGGGCUUCUCUGCCAAAGGUCUCCUACGUCAAAGCGAUUGACAUCUGGAUGGCUGUCUGCCUGCUCUUUGUCUUUGCGGCCUUGCUGGAGUACGCAGCAGUCAACUUUGUCUCACGCCAGCACAAAGAGUUCAUGCGCCUGCGCCGAAGGCAGCGGCGGCAGCGAAUGGGUCUGACCAGCCAGACGCCCAGCCUGGAGUCCCUGCAGGAACUGGAUGCCCUGCCCAGCAGCGAGUCCACGUCCGAGACCCUCUCUCUAUUCGGCAGCACCGACUCCAGGGAAGAGGAGAUAGUUCGCGAAAGCCGAUUCUACUUCCGGGGCUAUGGCCUGGGCCACUGCUUGCACAUGAAGGACGGAGGAACCAUGGAGAGCCCCAAGAUCUACAGCCCACCACCUCCAACCUCACUCCUGAAAGAUGGAGAGAUGAUCCGAAGGCGUUACUUGGACAGGGCUAAGCGGAUUGACACCAUCUCCCGGGCUGUCUUCCCUUUCACAUUCUUGGUGUUCAACAUCUUCUAUUGGGUGGUCUACAAAGUGCUACGUUCCGAGGAUAUCCACCAAGCUAUGCCCUGA